UUGAACGGGAUUGUAAUGCGAAUGGGAGUACGUACGCAGUAUACUCAAUAAUACUACGGAGGAGAGGGAGACUAAGGUCGCUGACUGAGGCACUCAGGCAGCCCAUGGAGAGUAGAUGCCUGAUGGGUCAGGCAGCAUAGAAUCCAUUUGGAAGGCCGUCAGGGGUUACAGUACCGUACAAGAAUACCUCGGGGCCUCGCCCAGACGAUGCCCAGAGGUUGCCCCUCGGACGGGCAGCGGUAACCGUACCGUACGCCAAAUACACUCCCAGCGAUCGAUCAGAUAUCGGCGGGCGUUGCCUUCCCGUGGUGCCACUUCUUUCACCUCAGUUCAUCCAACUUCCACCCGGCUGCCAUCACGUUGCUUUCCUUUGCUGUCGAUUUGGAUACUUAAUCUCCUUGGUCUGGUGGCGACACUCCUUUUCUCUCCGACCGGAUUCCUUUUCUUUCCCUCUCCUUUGUCUCAAUCGUCGCAAAUAUCGCCCACGCUCUCCUUUCCGACCUCCCCUUCCCUGAUUAAUCAUCGUCCUGUCGGUUCCGGCCAUCGCGUCCCCUGAUUGUGGACCGCCUUGGGAAAGGUUCCGAUUGUUCCAGGGACAAACUUCUUUUCUUCUAUAUACUUGGAAAAUUUCCCUCCGUCAAGUCGAGAUCCUUACCUUCCGAUCCACCCGACCUU
Molecule: messenger RNA, 675 nt
Organism: Aspergillus steynii IBT 23096
Lineage: Eukaryota; Fungi; Ascomycota; Eurotiomycetes; Eurotiales; Aspergillaceae
Exons: 1
Coding region: 116-556 (146 amino acids)
Source: RefSeq, a predicted model, not a curated record